AUGUCUCCUGGAAAGACCAAGGAUGAAAUCCGAGUCUUGACGCCCGUCGGUCAGUUCGGUCAGGGAUGGAAUUCUGGUGUCUUCUGGGACGCUGUCGAAUCUGGCGUGGACGCUAUCAUUGCCGAUGCUGGUUCCACAGAUAGUGGUCCCGGGCGCCUCGCGCUCGGCAAGACCGCUGCCUCCAUGCAAGGCUACAGGAGAGACUACGGAGAACUUGUCAAAGCUUGUCACACCCACGGUGUUCGCUGCCUCAUUGGCUCCGCUGGUGGCUCUGGUUCCAACGCGUUCGUUGACAUGAGCACUAAGAUCAUCAAAGAGAUCAUCGCAGAGAAAGGGUACCGUCCCAUGAAAGUCAUCAGUAUCUAUGCCGAGAUCCCGAAGGACGUUGUUCGCCAGAAAUUCAAAGACAACCUUAUCAGCCCGUGUGGACGUUCCGUCCCUGAGCUCGUGGAGGAUGAUAUCGACAGUGCAACCAGAAUCGUUGCGCAAAUGGGCUUGGAGCCGUAUGUCAAAGCAAUGGAAGAGAACCCCGACUUCGACAUCAUCAUCGGUGGUCGGUCCUACGACCCUGCUCCGUAUGCGGCAUUUUGCCUUCACCAUGGCUUCGAAGACACUGCUCUCAACUACGCCAUGGGCAAGAUCAUGGAAUGUGGAGCACAGUGCGCAAUCCCUAAAUCCCGGGAAUGCCUGGCAAUUAUUCGGCAUGACAGUUUCGACCUGGUCCCGCUCCAACCAGGAGCCCGGUGUACUCCCGUCUCGGUUGCCGCGCAUUUGUUGUAUGAAAAGAGUCGACCCGAUAUUCUGCAGGGACCCGGCGGAGAGCUUCACCUAAAGGAUAUGAACUACGAGCAGGUUGACGAACGCGUUGUCAGAGUCCGGGGCGCCAAGUUCAUUCAUCAGCCAGAGGGCGAGUACACCGUCAAGAUGGAAGCGGCGAAGGUCAACGGAUACCAGUCCAGCUUCGUUGGGGCUUUCAGGGACCCAAUUCUAAUCUCCCAGCUCGACACCUGGAUUCCUGCCGUCAAGGAAACGGUGAAGAGUAGGAUGUCUUCAGACUAUCCUUACGACACCAAAGUCAUCACCUACGGCAUCAACGGCGUCAUGGGCGCUCUUGAGCCGGACAAGAGCCUCCCGAAGGAGGUUUGCAUUGUGGUCCAGUGCAGAGCACCGACGCAGGAGCAGGCAAAUGAAGUGGCCAAUCGGACCAAGAUGGGCUUCACCCACGCCCCGUAUCCAGGCCAACUCGCAACAGCUGGAAACUUCGCCUGGCCGAUCACCCCAUGUGAAACAGCAAUCGGCCCAGUGCCCGAGUUUUGCAUAUACCACCUUAUGCAUAAAGCAGACCCCGUCGGACUGUUCCCGUUCAAGGUGGAGGAAUUCCAUGGACCGAACACGUUUGUUCAUACACCUGGUCAGAAGAUUGCAGUGAAAGCCGACGCCGCCGUGGCCAAUAGCAUCGCUCAAUUGGCAAAGACUGGCCAGCCAAAGAAGUAUUACCUACGCCCCGAGCCGGCCACAGGAACCUGCUAUCUGGGAGACGUCGCGUCCGUUGUGCGCAGCAAGAUCGCGGGCCCAUAUGAAGUGACGUUUGACAUCAUGUUCCCCGACGAGGAGAUCUACAACAAGGUGAAGAGCGCCGAUGUCUUGUCCCCGGAUACUGUGGCGAAACUGUACAACAUCCCCGAAAGCGAUGUGGUCGCUGCUCUCUGGUGGGAUCCUGCCAGGGCGUUCAAGGCCACGAUCCCUCGGUACCGCGCAUCUGCUGGCUUUGAAGAAACGGACACACAUGGCUCUCAACAGCAUGCUCCGCUUUUGUACUUGAGCCUUCCCUGGGGUCGGGAGUAG
Messenger RNA from Cladophialophora yegresii CBS 114405, 1845 nucleotides. RefSeq lists its product as uncharacterized. Lineage: Eukaryota; Fungi; Ascomycota; Eurotiomycetes; Chaetothyriales; Herpotrichiellaceae. The record is from RefSeq and is a predicted model, not a curated record. The transcript is spliced from 3 exons. The coding region runs from base 1 to 1845 and encodes 614 amino acids.